AUGAUCAAAGCAAGUAAAGCCAUCAGCAAGAUGAGGCCUAUCCAAUACGCCUUCGACCCAGCAGGGACUACCCCACCAGCACUCCAAAAGCUCAAACACUUCUCCUUCCUCUCUGACUCUCUUUCUCAUCCCACCCUCGGUUUGCACAAUACAGAAGCCAUCAACCCCUCUGCCGUGAGAGUACCAUGGCCGACUUAUUUCCCUGCAUGUGUGCAGUGCAAAUAUUGGCCUGAAGCGAAACGGGCGGCACAGGCGAUUCUGCACCAGAUCAUGGAUGCCUCUCCAGAGCAUCAGGGAAUGAUACCUUCGCGCAUUCAUAAGGAGAUGAUCUCUGGGUCUGCCAUGACGAAAUCCCAGGAGUUGGUCGAAACGUCUUUCACGGCCCCGAUCAACAUGUUUCCGGCUGCAAGUAAGACUCGAGCGGAAAUCAUGGCAAAGGCGAAUGUUUUGAUUUUCAUGCAUGACGAUGUCAUCGAGUCUCACCUUGCAAACGAGGGAACCACCAUCAUCGACGAUGCCUUGGUCAACCUGCAGUCCGAGAAUGUGCCGAUCGAGAAGGUGGAAUGGAAGAACAACAUCUUCGGACAGUUUGCCAGAGAGGCUCUCGAGGAAGACCCAGUGACGGGGCCUGAAUACGUCUACAGCGUGUUGCAAUGGGCAGACUAUACCCGGAACAACUCUGCUACACACUCGCUUCGCUUUUCCACCUUUGGUGACUAUCUCGGUUUCCGUAUCAGAGACUUUGCCGUUGAGUUCAUCGUGGCUUCUCUCAAAUUCACCUGCGAGGCACCUCUGUCCGAAACCGAAAUAGAACCUCUCAAGUCCGCUGGAAACCUUUACAUUGCGCACUUUGCUUUGACCAAUGACCUCUAUUCCUACGACAAAGAAGCUAGAGAAUCGGCAGAACAUGGCAGUGCGGUCGUGAAUGGUGUCCAGGUUCUGCAGGACCUCCUCUGUGUUUCUCCUUCGACAGCGAAAAUCCUCCUUCGAACUCUUUUAUUGGACAUUGAAAAACGACUUUAUGAUGAAUACGAAGCUUUGGUUAUCAACAAAGAGUUGAAUGACAAUCAGCUGCGGUAUGCCCGUGGCAUGAUUGAGAGUUUGGCUGGCAACAUCUUUUACUCGGCUACUUGUUUUCGAUAUGCGAGAGUUAUCCCUGGCGCUUUGCUUGAUCUGAGUGCUUAG
This is a messenger RNA of Aspergillus wentii DTO 134E9, 1185 nucleotides long. RefSeq names its product terpene synthase family protein. Bases 1 to 1185 code for a protein of 394 amino acids. The record is from RefSeq and is a predicted model, not a curated record. NCBI's taxonomy places the organism in Eukaryota, Fungi, Ascomycota, Eurotiomycetes, Eurotiales, Aspergillaceae. The transcript has 3 exons.